This is a messenger RNA of Megalobrama amblycephala (Wuchang bream), 590 nucleotides long. RefSeq names its product lectin, galactoside-binding, soluble, 2b (gene lgals2b). NCBI's taxonomy places the organism in Eukaryota, Metazoa, Chordata, Actinopteri, Cypriniformes, Xenocyprididae. Gene Ontology annotation, molecular function: galactoside binding; carbohydrate binding; laminin binding. The record is from RefSeq and is a predicted model, not a curated record. The coding region runs from base 77 to 475 and encodes 132 amino acids. The transcript is spliced from 4 exons.
GAUCCGCCUCCUGGGUUUAUAAUGAGGGGCGGCAGGUGAAUGAGACACACUGCUGCAGCUCCACCAACACAACAAGAUGGUGUUCACCUUAAAAGACAUGAGCUUCAAGGCCGGGAUGGAGAUGAAGAUCUCUGGGAAGAUCAAACCCGGCUGUGUAUCGUUCUCCAUCAACAUCGGUCACGACACAGACGCAAUCGCCCUUCACUUCAACCCUCGCUUUAAUGAGCAUGGAGACACCAACACCAUCGUGUGUAACUCCAAACAGGGCGGAUGGGGCUCCGAAGUCCGUGAACCGUGUUUCCCCUUUGUGCAGGACGAAGAGUUCAAGCUGGCCAUCACCUUCAACAACGACACCUUCUACGUCAAGCUCCCAGAAGGCACCAUGAUGAGCUUCCCGAACCGCUUCGGCGAUGAUGUUUUCAAACACAUGCACGUGAAGGGAGACGUCAAGAUCAUCAGCGUUAAGAUCAAAUGAGCUGGACGCUCUUGUUCAUCUGUGGCUCCGGUCUUCAGUGUGUUCUUCACCAGCUUCUGUGUUCACUGAAUGUACCAAAGAAAGUGUCAAAUAAAUCCACUGACAGAAUGUGAAA